Pungitius pungitius (ninespine stickleback) is the source of this 2403-nucleotide messenger RNA. It is a transcript of the gene slc49a4, whose product is annotated as solute carrier family 49 member 4. NCBI's taxonomy places the organism in Eukaryota, Metazoa, Chordata, Actinopteri, Perciformes, Gasterosteidae. Gene Ontology annotation, cellular component: membrane; intracellular membrane-bounded organelle. The transcript has 9 exons. The record is from RefSeq and is a predicted model, not a curated record. The coding region runs from base 96 to 1490 and encodes 464 amino acids.
GCGACAACAACAGAAGCUGCUUUUGGUCACACGUCUUGCGCUCGAACGGGGGAAACGUCCGUCACACACCUGGACGUUACCUGACAGCAAUCGAUAUGGGCGCCGUGGGCUCGAGCGCCGAGGACGUGGACGAGCGCGAGCCGCUCCUCGUGCCGUCUCACGCGGACGCCGCCGGCCCGCCGGCCCACAGCCGCGUGUACGGGAGGAGGUGGCUGGUCCUCAGCCUCUUCUCGCUGCUGGCCUUCAUGCAGGGAAUGGUGUGGAACUUCUGGGGUCCCAUCCAGAGCUCCGCCGCCCGCGCCUUCGGCUUCACCGGCUCGGACAUCGCGCUGCUGGUGCUGUGGGGCCCGGUGGGCUUCGGCCCGUGGCUGCUGUUCAUGUGGCUGAUGGACAAGAAAGGUCUCCGGGCGUCCCUCCUCCUCUCAAGCUUCUUCAUGCUGCUGGGCUCGGCCCUGAGGAGCAUCCCUCUGACGGAGCUGCCUCUCAGGAGAUGGCUGAUCCACGGAGGUCACUUACUGAACGGUCUGGCGGGCCCUACCAUCAUGAGCGCCGGCCCCUUCCUCUCCACCACGUGGUUCGCCCCGGACCAGAGGGCCACCGCCACGGCCGUGGCCUCGCUCUUCUGCUACCUGGGGAGCGCCGCCUCCUUCCUGGUGGGGCCCCAGGUGGUGCCUGCCCCCAAUGUCACCAAGGCAGCGGUUGCCACGGUUUCCGACGCGUCCAUCCGAGACCGGAUCCAGCUGGUCAUGUACGCAGAGCUGUCUGCCAUCGCCGUCCUCUUCGCAGCGGUGCUGCUGUAUUUCCCGUCUCGCCCCCCUCAGCCCCCCAGCGUGGCCGCCGCCAGCCAGCGCCUCAGCUACCGGAGCAGCAUCUGCAGACUGCUCAGCAACGUGCGGUUCCUGAUGGUGGCGCUGGCCUACGCGGUCCCCUCUGGAGUGAUGGCUGGCUGGGGGGGGGUCCUCGACAUGGUCCUCACGCCAGCCAAAGUCAGCCAGGUGGACGCGGGUUGGAUCGGUUUCUGGUCCACCGUGGGUGGCUGUGUGUUUGGAGUGGCGAUGGCCAGGUUUGCAGACUCCAUCCGGGGGAUGCUGAAGCUGAUCCUGGUGCUGAUGCUGGCGGGGGCCUCCCUGUCCUCCACCUGGUUCACGCUCACCUGCCUGAGCUCCUUCACCCACCUCCCCUCCACCGCAGCCAUCCUAUACACCUCCUGCAUCCUGGUGGGCAUCUUCAUCAACAGCAGCGUGCCCAUAUUCUUCGAACUGCUCAUUGAGACCGUGUACCCGGUCCCUGAAGGCAUCACCUGUGGGCUGGCCACGUUCCUGGGGAACCUGGUCUCCGGCCUGCUCCUCACCUUCCUCACCUUCUACUCCACAGAUGUGUCCUGGCUGAACUGGUGUCUGACAAGCUCCUGCCUCAUCAGCCUCUUCCUCAUCCUCUUUUUCCGGGAGUCCUACGACCGCCUCUACCUGGACGUCUUUGUGGCGGUGUGAAGGCUGAGGCCCCCGGGCCCCCGGCCCGUUGGACCCCCGCACCCUGGGAGCACAUUAACGAGAGGACCGGCUGCACACAGGAAAGACUAAGGGAACGCUAAAUCCUCUUUUUACGGUUUUUAAUUUCUUUUAUGGGAUUGUACUUAUGGUAACCGUGGCAACGGGUGGACGUGGACCUCGCACGCUGACGGUAGUCGUUGUUUACAGACGUUGAAAGCUGACUCAGAUCAGCGAGCAGGCGGUCGGACCUCCGAAGUGACCUUUUUCAUGUUUUAAUAAUGUUCUUAUGCAAGUGGAGGUCUUUAUUCCACUAGAAGAAGGGAUCAAUGAAUGACAACAUCUUUAAAUGUAACUUUGUUUUGUACAGACUGUUCUGAGCCAGUAUUUAUAGAAAGUGCCCCCCCCCCCCCCCCCCUCCAGCUGACUAAUACAACCCCCCGAGGGAAGAAGACGAAGAAGAAGAAACCUUCCUGAUGUUCUCUCCGUGUUGGUUUGUAUCCUGUGGCCUUAAUCUCCCUCGUGUGGGUGUGUUUGGACACGCGUGUGCACAUGUUGCUCCUGUAGGACUCACUGUGGUUGUGAAAGAAAAGGACAUAAAUGUCUCCAGCACCUUAAUAACAAUAAACACUUCUAGAUGUGACCUCUUUAACGGACACGUUUGAGUUGAGCUUCGACUUUGUUCAUAACGUCAGUGGAAACCAGCGGGUGGCGUCACCAUGACGACGCCCUCCUCUCCGACUAUUAGUCAUAAUAAAGUUCUCUACAGCUUCCAGGAUUAUGAAAAACGAGCCGACGUUGACGUGGUGCCUCAUCACAGGGAACGAACGCUAAGGUCAUAAAGAGCUCAGUCCUCCUCCAUCGCUCACCGGGUUCAUUCUGCACAAAGUAGAACCAGAUUCAAGGUCGUUUGUCU